Messenger RNA from Lepidothrix coronata (blue-crowned manakin), 2224 nucleotides. It is a transcript of the gene RSAD2, whose product is annotated as radical S-adenosyl methionine domain containing 2. Gene Ontology annotation, cellular component: endoplasmic reticulum; mitochondrion; lipid droplet. Gene Ontology annotation, biological process: positive regulation of immune response; defense response to virus. Gene Ontology annotation, molecular function: 4 iron, 4 sulfur cluster binding; catalytic activity. The transcript has 6 exons. Lineage: Eukaryota; Metazoa; Chordata; Aves; Passeriformes; Pipridae. The record is from RefSeq and is a predicted model, not a curated record. Bases 19 to 1092 code for a protein of 357 amino acids.
GCCAAGUUGAGCCGAGCCAUGCACCUGGACAUGCUGGGCCGGCUAUUGUCCAUAGGACGGGCGGUGCUGGCGGCGCUGCGGGGGCGCCUGGGUGCGUUGUGCUGGAGCCUGACUCCCUUGUCCCUGUCCCUGUCUCUGUCCCUGCCCUUGCCCGGCUGGCGACGGGACUCACCCCCACGGCGGGAGCGAGAGCAGGAGUGGGACGACGCGUCCCCGACACCCACCAGUGUCAACUACCACUUCACUCGGCAGUGCAACUACAAGUGCGGCUUCUGCUUCCAUACUGCCAAGACCUCCUUCGUGCUGCCGCUGGAGGAGGCCAAGCGGGGGCUGGCGAUGCUCAAGGAGGCGGGAAUGGAGAAAAUAAAUUUCUCGGGAGGAGAACCGUUUCUUCAGGACAGAGGCGAAUUUGUAGGCAAACUGGUCCAAUUUUGCAAGCAGGAGUUGGAGCUCCCAAGUGUCAGCAUUGUUAGCAACGGCAGCCUGAUCAGAGAGCGGUGGUUCAAGAAGUACGGUGAAUAUUUAGACAUUCUGGCAAUUUCAUGUGAUAGUUUUGAUGAGGAUGUCAACAUUUUAAUCGGCCGUGGUCAAGGAAAGAAGAACCACGUGGAAAAUCUGCAUAAACUGAGACAGUGGUGCCGAGAGUAUGCUGUUGCUUUCAAAAUAAAUUCGGUGAUCAACAGAUUUAAUGUUGAGGAAGAUAUGAAUGAGCAGAUCAAGGCACUCAACCCUGUGCGCUGGAAGGUAUUCCAGUGCCUGCUCAUUGAAGGGGAGAACAGUGGUGAGGAUGCCUUGAGAGAAGCAGAAAAAUUUGUUAUUAGUGAUGAAGACUUUGAACGAUUCCUGGAUCGCCACAAAGAUGUCUCCUGUUUGGUACCUGAAUCUAAUCAGAAGAUGAGAGAUUCAUACCUCAUUCUGGAUGAAUAUAUGCGUUUUCUAAACUGUAGAAAUGGACGGAAAGAGCCUUCCAAGUCUAUCCUAGAUGUUGGUGUGGAAGCAGCUAUAAAAUUCAGUGGAUUUGAUGAGAAGAUGUUCCUAACAAGAGGAGGAAAAUAUGUGUGGAGUAAAGCCGACAUGAAACUAGACUGGUAACUCAAUAUACUGAGUUAGGGCAGUGCAUCAUGUAAAGAAAAUAUGUGUUUAUAUGAUGAGUGUAUACCUGUAUUUAAUGCUUUUAAUUACACUUGGUAUAUUAUACAGACUGAUGUUCAGUAUAACUCUAUAUGUGAAUGUGGUUUUUAAAUGCAGAUUAUGCACUUUUAUUUUAUUGAGCAUAACUUAAUACUUUCAGAGCUUUCAUAUGAACACAUGUCUGAAAUAAACUUUCUAAUCCAUUUUAUGAAGGACUUAAGGACAAACUGUUAACAUAACGUCAUGCAGUAAAUGUUUUUAAAAUACUACGUGAGUGUGCAUGCCAGAUAAAUCAAACUCCACCCCAAUCUCUACUUCAUUAUAAACAGCUGUAAGAACGGAGAAGUGAAAACUCUUAUCGGGGAAUGCAUUCUGCCUGUUUCUCAGGGAAAGGUGGAUUGUAGUUCCUCUGUAGAUCACAAGAGGGCCAGCUGGCAGGCCACUGGAAGCACCAUCUGCCUUUUUCGGGGGUAAUAGAGGGUCAGAAUCUAGGAAUCAUUAUCUGUAAUAAUGUGUUUAAAAGAAAAUCAAGAUGAAAAAUUUGGCCAUUUUCAUUUUUUAAGACUUAACUGUAAAAGUAUCUAGUUUUAUUCUCCCUCUCCUCCAUAUGCACAGAGGACAUUUGCAAAAAUGUUGGGGGAUGUAAAUUUCUGCAAAAACAUAUUUUUAGUCAUGAAAGAAUAUUGUAUUUGUCCAUCCUAAAACCUAGAAGUACGUUCUACCUAAUGAUAAACAACUUCUUAUUUCACAUUGGCAAUGGCCUUAGUUCUAACUAAUAUUUACAGUGAGAAUGUUUGCAUUUUAUUAAUUCCUCCAUUUUCCUUUUAUCUGCAAAUAUUGAUUUAUUAUUUUCAGCUUUUUUUCUCUCUGCAUGCAUACAGUUCUGAUGAAAAUUCCUUCUCAAUUAAUACUAUGUAGCACAACCUAACAUGAAUCUUCUGUUGUAUAGUGGCUUUUUAUUUUGCUAAGCCAUGGAAUUACAAACAGAAAAGUUCAUGUAUCAUGUAACCUUGCUUUAGAGGUUGCUUGGUUUAGUAAUUAAUUAUCUUGCUGGUUGCAAACCUGCAAAUAUUAAAUGAAAUUAGCUGUAUUU